CUUCAAAUUCUCUUGACCGUUUUGUCCCUACCGCCUUUUCCACAACGGCAAGAAACGCUCCUCUCUCUCUCUCUCUCUCUCUCUCUCUCUCUUUCUCUCUUGCAUCAACAAUGAAAACCCAUUAGCCAAUUCUCUCUUUUUGAAGAGAAAGCAACAAAAGGAAAAUUUAUCUGAUUUUCAAGAAACAAAGGCCAAAUAAAAGGGUAUUUCUUUAUAUCUAAAAUGGGAUGUUUUCUUGCUUGCUUUGGUUCCUCCAAAGAUCGCAGCAAACGCCGUAAACAUAGGCAUAAGGUUCAACCUCGUGAUCAGAGAAAUGCAGGUCUCAAACCAGUGCAGUCGGCAGUUUCUUUGGUACAGAACUACCCAGAAAUACCCACUAACCCAGUUUCAGAAAUUAGGGAUAAUAAGCCUGAGGAGCCAUUGAACCUUAGCCCUCGAAAAAAAGUAACAUUUGAUUCGAUUGUGACAACCUAUGAGCAUGCUUCAGUGGAAGAAUCCACUGAGUUUUGUGUGGAGAAAGAAGAUGGUGGAAAAAGGAAGGAGAAGGAAGAGAAUUUAGUAAAACCAAGCCAAUCUCACUCCUCUUCUGACGAUAGUUCGAUCACUUCAAGCUCAGGAUCUUUUCCUUCUAAUCAUAGAUACCAGAAUUGUAGAGAUAGUGAUGAUGAAUUAGACUAUGGGGAAAGUGAUGUAGAUGAUGAUGAUGACGAAGAUGAAGAUGAAGAUGACGGUGCAUUAGAUUUUGAUGAUGUAUACGAGGAUGAUGGAGUUUUAGAAUCAGGUCCGAAACUAUCAGUGGCUAAAGGGGCGCUACCAUUUACUGAGGAGGUUGAUAGUUCUGUGAUGACAAGUAGUUUGCAUGACAGGGAAGUGAAGCCAAAUCCCAAUGCUCGAGAUAGGAGUGGUUAUGUGCACUCUGUGUUGAACCCGGUAGAAAAUCUCACUCAAUGGAAGGCUGUGAAAGCAAAAGGGACACCAUUGUUGAAACAACAGAAAGAAAAUCACACGCUGGGUCAAGAACCCCGGACUUCGUUUAGCUCUGAGCCUAGUUUUAGGGAAUUGUCAUUCAGUUUCAAAGCCAAAUCCGAGCAAUCUAAGAAAGCAAACCAAGAAGUGGCAGUGGAUGCUAGCUUAUCCAACUGGUUGGGUUCAUCAGAGAGUACACCAAUUAGCAAGCCCAGCACAAAUGGUUUUGAUACUUUUACACCUGAGAAAAGCACGACAGUGGGAUCAAAUUCACCAAAAAGCUUUGAAGAUAGACCUAUUCUAGGCGCGCUAACUAUGGAAGAGCUUAAACAGUUUUCAGCUUCUUCUUCGCCAAGGAAGUCACCUAGUCGUAGCCCUGACGAGAUGCCUAUAAUUGGGACCGUAGGAACCUAUUGGAAUGACAGUGUCACCAGCAAACACUCCGACUCAGCCUCUUCUUUCAAGGGAAUACCAAACACGACCAGCAAGUAUAGAGAGGACAAGAGAGUGAAUUGGUACUCUACUCCGUUUGAGACCAGGUUGGAGAGAGCUUUGAAUAAUGGUGGUGCUGCUGCUGCUGGAUCACACUGAUGAUGUGCAUUAAACCUGUUCGUGUGUGUCUUUUUCAUUUCUUCUUUGUUUUUGGGUGUGGCUUGUGAAUUUAUUCAUGGUUAUCUGUGGUAUACGUGCCUGCUGUUGUAAUUCUUUUAUUGGGUUGAUUGAAUGCCAAUACAAUGUAAUUCAUUUAAUUUUAUUCUAUCACCUAAUAUUUCUUUGUUUA
This is a messenger RNA of Ricinus communis (castor bean), 1747 nucleotides long. Its product is annotated as serine/threonine-protein kinase pakF. Bases 223 to 1557 code for a protein of 444 amino acids. The record is from RefSeq and is a predicted model, not a curated record. Lineage: Eukaryota; Viridiplantae; Streptophyta; Magnoliopsida; Malpighiales; Euphorbiaceae. The transcript has 4 exons. Gene Ontology annotation, biological process: male meiosis II.